This is a messenger RNA of Microsporum canis CBS 113480, 1188 nucleotides long. RefSeq names its product vacuolar protease A. The transcript has 4 exons. Gene Ontology annotation, cellular component: fungal-type vacuole. NCBI's taxonomy places the organism in Eukaryota, Fungi, Ascomycota, Eurotiomycetes, Onygenales, Arthrodermataceae. The coding region runs from base 1 to 1188 and encodes 395 amino acids. Gene Ontology annotation, molecular function: aspartic-type endopeptidase activity. The record is from RefSeq and is a predicted model, not a curated record. Gene Ontology annotation, biological process: proteolysis.
AUGAAGGGCUCACUCUUGCUUGCCGGUGCGACCCUGCUCGGCUGUACCUCUGCGAAGCUCCACAGCCUGAAGCUCAAGAAGGUCUCCCUCAAGGAACAGCUUGAGCAUGCCGACAUUGACGUCCAGAUCAAGUCUCUUGGUCAGAAGUACAUGGGAAUCCGCCCAGGACAGCAUGAGCAGCAGAUGUUCAAGGAACAGACUCCCAUCGAAGCUGAAUCUGGACACAAUGUUCUCAUCGACAACUUCCUCAACGCACAGUACUUCUCGGAAAUCUCCAUCGGAACUCCUCCACAGACCUUCAAGGUCGUUCUUGAUACCGGAAGCUCCAACCUUUGGGUCCCAGGCAAGGACUGCUCGUCCAUAGCUUGCUUCCUUCACAGCACCUAUGACUCCUCUGCCUCGUCCACCUUCACCAGGAACGGCACGAGUUUCGCCAUCCGCUACGGCUCUGGCAGCCUAGAGGGUUUCGUUUCUCAGGACAACGUCCAAAUCGGCGAUAUGAAGAUCAAAAACCAGCUCUUUGCUGAGGCUACCAGCGAGCCAGGCCUUGCUUUCGCAUUUGGCCGCUUCGACGGUAUCCUUGGCAUGGGCUAUGACACCAUCUCAGUCAACAAGAUCACUCCUCCAUUCUACAAGAUGGUUGAGCAGGGUCUAGUUGACGAGCCUGUGUUUAGCUUCUACUUGGGCGACACCAACAAGGAUGGUGACCAGUCCGUCGUUACCUUUGGAGGUGCCGAUAAGAGCCACUACACCGGUGACAUCACCACUAUCCCACUCCGUCGCAAGGCCUACUGGGAGGUUGAGUUUAACGCCAUCACCCUCGGCAAGGACACAGCUACUCUUGACAACACUGGAAUUAUCCUUGACACCGGCACUUCCCUCAUUGCCCUGCCAACUACUUAUGCUGAGAUGAUUAUUUCAAAAUCCUGGAACGGUCAGUACACCAUCGACUGUGCCAAGCGGGAUUCUCUACCCGACCUCACCUUCACCCUAAGUGGCCACAACUUCACCAUCGGACCUUACGACUACACUUUGGAAGUGUCUGGCACCUGCAUCAGUAGUUUCAUGGGAAUGGACUUCCCUGAGCCUGUCGGACCCCUUGCUAUCCUCGGUGACUCGUUCUUGAGACGCUGGUACUCUGUCUACGACCUGGGCAAGGGCACCGUUGGCCUAGCCAAGGCCAAGUAA